UGCACCCCGGUAAUGUUUUUUCUAGUGAACGUUUAUAAAAGCUACUUAAAUGCCCUAGUUGCACAAAGACCUAAUCCUAGCUUAGGCUAAGCCCUGUCUGUGAAACCGGGCCCAAGUGUGGCAAAACUGUCCAAUUCUUUCACAGGGUCUUGCAACCAGAAGUCAAAAAGAUUUACAGAUGUAUGUUCAGUGCUUUACCACAAAACAGAACAAAAACCUCACCUUGGGUUGACAAUUCAUAACAUUACAAAUGAACGCUGACCUAGAGAUGGCAUCACAGUGCACACUAGCUGUUCACAAGCAGAGUAUCAGUGUGGUAAGGUGCUCCUCUCUGUUGCACUCUUUGUCUCGUUGAGGCGUGAGUGAUUAAGCUUGCGUUAGGAGUCAUUAUCUGAGUGUUUGCACAGCUCCAUCUGUCCUGAAUGGGCCCAGAGGGUAAACAACAAACGUAAUACAGGAUACACUUGCACAAGAGACUCAAGGCCUUUUCAUAGUCAAACACACACACACACACACACACACACACACACACACACACACGCGCCAGUGCCAUUCACUUCCCCCUAAAUCUCCACUGACUAAUUUAAACAUCCUCAUCACAGUUAGAGGAGUAACUUGUGGCAUCUUGCUGGUAUUUUUUUUUUGACUAACAUGAAUUUUCAUUGUGUUGAUCUGUUAAGCCAUUAUAGUAUGCCUAACCCGUGUAUCAUCACAUUUGUUAUUCAAUUUAGGGUGGAUACCAUGUUAUAGUUUAAGACUCAUUAAGUGAUUAAAAGCUCAAUGUCACAAUGAUAUGAAUGACACAGUUUAUAUCAAAAUGAUAGAUAGAUAGAUAGAUAGAUAGAUAGAUAGAUAGAUAGAUAGAUAGAUAGAUAGAUAGAUAGAUAGAUAGAUAGAUAGAUGGGGCAGUUCUUUUCACACAGAUGAUUGUCUGUCAGUGGCCCCUGGUAAAAAGGGGUUGGGGCCUGAAAGUUGUGGGCGUGUCAUUGCGGGUGGAGUAUUUUCACUCCACUGAACCUCUACGGAGUGAGUAAUUACUGGCUCGGCAGCCAACAGAGGGAACACACGCUCUGCCACACAGAAAAAUACAUUCUCAACAAAUUAGUAAAAGAGUUUAGUCUGGAAUUGUGGAGUUUAUACAUGUUAAAGUGCGUGAAAGGACUCCAGUGGACUGCUGGGAAACACACUGAAGGAAAUGGCAGGAAGCACCUGAAACCUGUUGCCCUGAGCACUAGUGCGAAAGCAGAUAAGAAAGGAAACCGACGCUUAAAAUGUUACUUUGUUACAAAGUAUCUGCGGGAAAUGAACUUUCGACCUUAACACGGUUUACUUGGUGAAUGAUUGACCAUUCAGUCCACGGUUGCGCGUGCUUUUCCACGCCCGUGUUUAGAAUCAUGGUCUGUUUGAAAUGCACUCACACAGUUGGAAGAAAGUGUCCUCGGGAUCUGGAAUGAAACUUCUCUGUGAUUUACAACCUUGUGGACUGUGGACAUGCUGCUGGAGCAAUUAAGGUUUCCUUUUGGGAUUUCUUCUUUCCGAAACGCAGCAAUAAAUUAAAAAAGAAAGAAAGGAAGGAAGGGGGGGAAACCUGAGCUGAGAAAAUACUCAAGAAUUGAAAUUCAUAGUUUUCCAGUAUGAGGAAACCUACAGAUAAGCAUCAUUUCACCAUGGAGACCUCUGGGAUGCACCUGGUCGGAUUUUGGCUUCACGUUCUGCUGCUGCUGCUGCAACUGUCUCGGCUCGGCGAUGCUGCCUCUAAGGAUAUAGUGUGCGAGCCCAUCACCGUACCGAUGUGCAAAGGGAUCGGAUACAAUCACACCUACAUGCCCAACCAGUUCAAUCAUGACACCCAGGAUGAAGUCGGCUUGGAAGUGCACCAGUUUUGGCCACUUGUCCGAAUCCGUUGCUCCCCGGACUUGCUUUUCUUCCUGUGCAGUAUGUACACCCCAAUCUGUCUUCAGGACUACAAAAAACCUUUACCGCCUUGCAGGUCUGUGUGCGAGAGAGCUAAAAGGGGUUGCUCCCCCCUCAUGAUCCAGUAUGGUUUUGAGUGGCCAGAGCGGAUGAGUUGCGAGCAGCUGCCCAUGUUGGGUGACACCGAUCGGCUUUGUAUGGAUAGAAACAGCACUGAGACUACAACUUUAUCACCUCCUUUCUCCAAACCCACUCCUAAGGGAACACCACGACAUAGAGCCACUGCAAAAUCCGCUCCGCCACAGAAGUGUGAACGUGACUGCCGUUGCCGAGACCCCCUGGUGCCCAUCAAAAAAGAAGCGCAUCCUCUCCAUAACCGUGUACAUACUGGCUCUUUACUCAACUGUGCUUUGCCCUGCCACCAACCUUACUUUUCCCCUGAUGAGCGUACCUUCACAACCUUCUGGAUCGGACUGUGGUCGGUGCUGUGCUUUGUCUCGACGCUAACCACCGUGGCCACUUUCCUCAUUGACAUGGAGCGUUUCAAAUAUCCAGAGCGGCCGAUUAUCUUCCUUGCUGCCUGUUAUCUGUUUGUGUCGCUGGGGUACAUCGUGCGACUGCUCGCGGGCCACGAGCGAGUAGCUUGCGAGGGCUCCGGCGAUCAACAGCACAUCCUCUACGACACCACGGGUCCGGCCCUUUGCACGCUGGUUUUCCUGCUCAUAUACUUCUUUGGAAUGGCCAGCUCCAUCUGGUGGGUGGUGCUUUCCUUCACCUGGUUCUUGGCGGCAGGAAUGAAAUGGGGUAACGAGGCCAUUGCGGGCUACUCUCAGUACUUCCAUCUUGCUGCUUGGCUCGUUCCUAGCGUCAAGACCAUCGCUGUCUUGGCUUUGAGUUCAGUAGAUGGAGACCCUGUGGCUGGGAUCUGUUACGUCGGCAAUCAGAGCUUGGAGAGCCUACGUGGCUUCGUAUUGGCACCUCUGGUCGUCUACCUCUUCACCGGCUCCCUCUUCCUGCUGGCUGGCUUUGUUUCCCUCUUCCGGAUCCGUAGUGUCAUUAAACAGGGCGGCACAAAGACAGACAAGCUAGAGAAGUUAAUGAUCCGGAUUGGGCUCUUCACCGUCCUGUACACGGUGCCCGCAACUAUCGUGGUAGCAUGCCUGGUGUACGAGCAACAUUACAGGCCAGGUUGGGAGCGGGCGCUGGCCUGUUCUUGCCCAUCCGAGCGCCAGCGGCUCGGCAUGGGCCCGGACUAUGCCGUCUUCAUGUUGAAGUACUUCAUGUGUCUUGUAGUAGGCAUUACCUCAGGUGUUUGGAUCUGGUCAGGGAAGACUCUGGAGUCCUGGAGGCGCUUUGUGGCACGGUACAUGCCCUGUAGGACCCGGAAGCCACCUGUAUCGGGCUCGUCCAUGUACAGCGAGGCCAGUACCGCUCUCACAGCCCGAGCUGGAACAGCACCCACUGGGACCUAUCACAAAUCGGCACCCUCAUCACAUGUCUGAACAUUAGCCAGGAACCCCUGAUCCUUUAUAAACCCUACAACAGUGACGCAUGAAGUGUGCAGGUCAUGACUCUAAAUGAGCAGGUGUCUAUUCGACCUUCCACCAACAUCACCAGAUUUGAUGGACGGCAUGAAUAUAAUAUUAUGAAGGAUUUUUACAGACUAUUGGUUGUUUUGUUGUAAUCAAGCUCUUUUCAUUCACUGGUCUAAUUUAAAAAGCAAUGAACAUGUCGAUACUUUGUGAGGAAAAAAUUUCAACUUAAAAUUGUCGCAAACAUCUUAGCUGUUGUCUGUGGCUUUUAGAUCAUGAAUGAUGGAAAAAAAGAUCUGAGGUUAGUACUUGAUAUGAGUCAAGACAAAUUGAUGAGUUUUUGGAGAUAUUUUAUUUAUUUGUGUAUUCUUGUAAAUAUGCUAUUCAAGAACGUUGUGAUAUCUCAGAGUCGCUCUGUUGUGUUUGUGACUUUAUCGGCAUUUUACAGGAUGUGGGUAUGUUUUGUUCCAUCAUUUUAAAUAACAUCUCAAGUCGUCUAAUUUACAAAUGUGUUUUAGGUUGGACGUGAGUAGAUGCUUUUCUGCGCUCUCUGUAAGCAACACUGUUCCAGCUUAGUGAAUUAUAGUGAAGCAGCAGUUCUACAUCGGUUCAUGCUCACCGUAUAUUCUUCAGGGUCCCUCAACAGCCCCUUACCAGGUUGUGUUUCAAAGAUUGUCAAGCUAUCUGUCCACUGAUAAUAGAUUGUUGGUUAGCAUCUAUUAGGCAGUGUUAAAUGAUAGGAUGUGUAUGUACCAUCUAUAGACUUGUUUGGAAAGUCUGUAGCUCUAUAAUGUGAGCUUGACUUCCCUCUUGUGGUCAAAGGUUCAGGUGUUAACCAGCAGCCAUACUAGGUUUGUAAAGAAUACAUACAAAGUUUGUAAUAGAACUUGAAAGGCCAAAUAUUAACUGGUUUCAAAACAAUGUGGAACAUUAAUUUCUUCUGGUCUGUUUGAAAGACUUUUACUUACAUCAAUUUCCUUGUCGAGCCUCAUGAUCCUUUGGUAAUUUUGUUUGUCAUUUCACCUUAUUUGUGUUUUGAAUCAGAAAACCAGUGUUGGGUAUGCACUUUUAGCAGACAGAAUCUGUAAACCUGUGUUGGUUUUGUAGAUCUGUGUGAAAUCUUUCAGUGGAGCAUUAAUAUGUAAAUGGUUUCUGUUUACUGUCCAAGCUGUUGUAGAAAAAACUUUUCCUGUGUAGUCUUCAAAAUGCCUCACAAUUUUGCUGCAUGUCUGGUUGAGUGUACAUACUCGUUUGGCUCUAUUCAUAUGUAAAUCUUGUAGAAGACAUGUCCUUUUAAGAGUCCAGACUGCAACUUUGUACAUAUGUUUUGUAAAAGAUAUGAAAUUCAGUGAUACAAUUUUAAAGAGAUCCUUAGAUAUUUAUGAAACGUGUCUUUUACAUGUUUUUUUUUUUUUUGUUUCUCUUACUGGUAGAGAAUAAAAGUGAGGAGCAAUUUGUGAGCCUGCAA
This is a messenger RNA of Megalobrama amblycephala (Wuchang bream), 4914 nucleotides long. It is a transcript of the gene fzd5, whose product is annotated as frizzled class receptor 5. Gene Ontology annotation, cellular component: plasma membrane. Gene Ontology annotation, biological process: non-canonical Wnt signaling pathway; canonical Wnt signaling pathway. Gene Ontology annotation, molecular function: Wnt-protein binding; Wnt receptor activity. NCBI's taxonomy places the organism in Eukaryota, Metazoa, Chordata, Actinopteri, Cypriniformes, Xenocyprididae. The transcript is spliced from 3 exons. Bases 1635 to 3416 code for a protein of 593 amino acids. The record is from RefSeq and is a predicted model, not a curated record.